CCUCAUAACCAUUUGAAAAAAAUGUCCAGAUACUCGAAAAUUUAAAUGUAAAGAUUAUUUUUCACUACAAGCGAAACUGCAACUGGGACAUUCAAACCUUCAAUCCCCGCCAAACUUCUCGGCAUCAGGCUUGAACAUAAAAUGUGUAAGAUGCUGAAAAACAUGGCAAACAAACACUGACAUGGCAGUUACAUCAACAUUGAUGGAUAAAAAUAGUGAAAUUAGGUGUUUGCUCAACUAUGUUACUGUGCAUGGGUUGUAAGCAUAGACUGUAAAAAAUAUGGAUGUGUCUGUGAUUUCACCCAUAGGUUUGUGAAGAGCUUUUUUAAAAUCAAUAGUUGGCUGAGCCUGCCAUCUUACAAAAAAAUAACUCCCUCACAGUUGUCAAGGACAAAAUUAGCAAUAUAGACCAAAAUCACUUUUUGUACCAGGCUGUAAACAUUAUUUUACUGUAAAAUUGGACAUUUUAACAUGGGGUCUAUGGGAAUUGACUCCCAGCCUCUAGCGGCCACUAAAUGAAUUGCUAUUGAAGUCACUUCCGUAUUGGCUUCAUAAGAGAGAUCGGAAGGUUGCCCCUCGGUUAUAUCUGACAACGUUACAGCAACUAAAGAUUAAGGUACAUUAUCGCCACCUGCUGUGUUGGAGAUGGUUCCUGUUUUGAGGUUAAUGAGAAUGUGACGUUUUGGACGUGGGCGUGACAUCUGACGUCACUCUUGGAUGUAGGCAGGAUUGGAUGUCCACCGCAGGCUGCAGCGGGAGAGACCCUUCUCUCAUUAUGCAGUACGUACACUGUCAUUUCACCAAUGAGAGCCAGGGCGGAAGCAAACGAUUUACAAAGAGGUACUUGAAGAAAUGACUAGCGUAAAACGAAAAGGGGAAGAAACUACAAGCGACCACAAGAUUCCUAGAGUCGACGCGAUAAGCUCUGAGUCUUGCCUGGACCAACCGGGAGAUCAAAGUGUUCACGAGGUGAUAAGUUAUGAACCAUCCAAAUUGCCAGCAAAACAUUAUGAUCCUGAUACAACUGAGCCCAUCAGCUGCGGUCUGCAAUCCCUCUCAGAGCUGUUGUCAUGGAAACUAAAUGAGUCCAGCCCAUUCAAUGUGGCCACCGUGCCAUUGGCUAGCAGGUAUCCCCCCCUAGCUAGAUCCCCCAGAAAGACAUUGGUGUCCCAUGACAUGAUGGGUGGCUACCUGGAAGACAGGUUCAUUCAAGGUGCAGAGGUCGAGAUGCCGUAUGCUUUCUAUCACUGGGAUUAUAUUGACAUCUUUAACUACUUCAGUCAUCAAAUGGUUACCAUUCCUCCAGCAGUCUGGACUAAUGCAGCACACAAGCAUGGAGUGCUGUCUAUUGGCACAUUCAUCACCGAGUGGACGGAUGGAGCAAAGACCUGUGAAGAGUUUCUAGCGAAUGAGGAAUCUUAUCGUGGAGCUGCUGACAAGCUGGUUCAGAUCUCCCACUGCUAUGGCUUUGAUGGAUGGCUUGUUAAUAUUGAAAAUGUCCUGAGUGAAAAUGCUGUGAAGAACGCUGGUCUCUUUCUCCGCUACCUCACAGACCAGAUGCAUGAACGUGUUCCCGGCAGUGUGGUCAUCUGGUAUGACAGUGUGCUGAAAAAUGGCUCACUCAAUUGGCAGAAUGAACUCAACGAUGAUAACAGGAUGUUUUUUGAUGCAUGUGAUGGAAUAUUCACUAACUACAAUUGGACCGAGCAGAGCCUUGAGUGGAUGAAUUCAUACUCUGGUGCUCAGGACCGCUUGGCUGAUAUUUAUGUUGGUGUUGAUGUGUUUGCGAGAGGAAAGGUGAUUGGAGGAAAGUUUGAGACCAAUAAUGCUCUGAAACUGAUUCGCAAGCAUGGAUUUUCAACAGCCAUCUUUGCUCCCGGUUGGGUGUAUGAAUGCAACGAUAAGACAGAUUUUCGCCAAAACCAGGACAAAUUUUGGUCCUUGGUCUCUGAUUACCUUUAUAUCCACCGUCCAUCAUCCAGGCUUCCUUUCAUUUCCUCAUUCUGUCAGGGGUUUGGAAAGAGUCUUUACUGGAAGGGACAGGUGGAGAACGACAGAAGCUGGUUCAAUCUGAAUGCUCAGGAGAUUCAGCCUUUGUACUUGUCUGAGACCAUUGGGGAGAGCGGUUGGCUGAAAACCCGUGGCUGCUCAGAGGAUGCUUGGAUAGGAGGCAGCUCUCUGAUGGUGGAAGGCAUGAUUCCACCUGGACUUACUCAAGUCUGUGCAAGGAUAUUUUCUCUUCACAUUCCUUUGGCAGCUAGGACAUUUGUCUCUUUUGUCUACAAGCCACCUGUGGGUGUGAAAGUGUCCCUGGAGCUUAAAACUAUAGAUGUUCCUCUGUGCACAUUUGAUGGGACUGAUGAAAUACCAUCUAGCAGUGUCUUUCCAGAAGAAUUAGAAGAAGACAACCAGCUAGUUGAGCAGUUUUCAAAGAAUUGUGGCCAGUGGGCUUUAGACGGCUGGACUACCCGAUGCUUCUUGUUAAAAAUGACGGGCUGCUCGAUACGAGAAGUGUGUAUGCGUGUAUCCCGAGAUGAAGGAGAGGAAGACGUUUCGUUCAGUUGCAGGAUUGGAGAGCUAAUGCUCAUGGAUGCAGUGAGUCUUCAGGCACCACUAGCGUCUGUCCAGGGCGUAUGUGUUAAUGAUGUGGUGUGGCAGACGGGUGACGGAGAUACGAUAAAGCUCCUCCUGAACGCCACCUUACGCUGGCAGUAUCCCACACAGUCAGUUCGCCAUUUCCGGAUACACUGGAGGCGCCCCCGUGGUCCCGACCCUCGCGUUCCUGCAGGACCCAUGAUUCUGAUAGGCAGGUGUUACUCUACCCUGUACCGUGUGGUGGAGCUUGAGGUGCCUGCUGCUCCAGCUCUCAUUGAGCUGGUGGUGGAACCUGUGACCAAAGAGGGUUUCUCAGUACCCGAGUCCCACUGGGGCCGACGCACACUCAGCUAUAGUAAGAGUGCAGCAGGGCAGCCGUGAGUGUGGAAUACUACAGCUUACGUCUUAAUGGAUUUCUGUUCUAUUUGCCAAAGAUUGAGGCGAGUUGAUGCCUAGUACAAGAUUUUAUAAUUCAGUGCAGUGAUGUUACAUGUACAGUGUUUUGCAUCUGCAUUCAUUCAAAAUACCUAAAACAUUAUCUGCACAUAUGUGUGAAAUUUUUAUGCUUAGCUACGUGAAAUCUUAUUUACUUGAUCAGAAAUUUGGAUGUGUGACAUUUAAUGUCGUCACAUUUAUGCUUUCGCCAGGUGCUUUUCCAAAGUGACUUACAGGUCAUUAAGACUUUAUUUACAGCUUCAAUGCAUAAUUUGCAUUUGGCAGACACUUUUAUACAAAGUGACUUGCAGUGCAUGCAGGCUAUACAUUUUUAUCAGUUUGUUUGUUUCUGGGAAUCUAACCCACAACCUUUGCAAUGCUAUAGCAAUGAUCUGUCAGUUGAGCUACAGAAGAAAAACAUUAACAAUCAUGAAUAUCACACAUAUGCAAGAUGACUGAAUAUUUAAGUAUGUUGUUAGCCUUUUCAAAUUUUUUAUAUAAAAAUACCAGUACUCUAAAA
This is a messenger RNA of Paramisgurnus dabryanus, 3550 nucleotides long. It is a transcript of the gene engase, whose product is annotated as endo-beta-N-acetylglucosaminidase. Gene Ontology annotation, cellular component: cytoplasm. The record is from RefSeq and is a predicted model, not a curated record. Lineage: Eukaryota; Metazoa; Chordata; Actinopteri; Cypriniformes; Cobitidae. Gene Ontology annotation, molecular function: mannosyl-glycoprotein endo-beta-N-acetylglucosaminidase activity. Gene Ontology annotation, biological process: protein deglycosylation.